AUGACGCCGCGGGAUCAGAUUCAUAUCUCGUCGUGGCCAUGCAUCUGGCCUACCCGAAUGCUGGAUGAUCCUUCCCAGGCGGCGGGCGGGACCGGAGACGCUUCUGCUGCUUCCGCUCAUUCGUCGGUCGGGGCAGCCUCCGCUGGGUCGAAUGGAUUCCUCGAUGAGUCGACCAUCAAGACCAUUGUCGUCGGACCUUUGAGCUCUCAUCGCGCGGUAUCACCAUGUUCCUCGAUCCCUCGGGAGUCCCAGUUCAAGGGGUUUACGUUGACGGAGUCGACGCGGGAGCAGCAGACACGGGAGUUUGUGCUCAUGGAGGGGGCAGUUCUGUAUGCCGACAUCCAUUUGGGGUUUUGUGUUGAAGGAAAGCAGUAUCACGAUGGGGUAGACGGAUAUCAACGAUUAGAUGUGUUGAUUGUACUCCUAGAUGCUCACCCCUGGUUUGAUCCAGUACACACUCUAUGUCGAGGUCACUCAGAUACAGACAUUGGAUCAUGGCCAAUGCAGUCCUACAGUAUGAAUGCAUUUUGCCGCUACUAA
Molecule: messenger RNA, 540 nt
Organism: Aspergillus niger
Lineage: Eukaryota; Fungi; Ascomycota; Eurotiomycetes; Eurotiales; Aspergillaceae
Exons: 2
Coding region: 1-540 (179 amino acids)
Source: RefSeq, a predicted model, not a curated record